Molecule: messenger RNA, 723 nt
Organism: Eimeria acervulina
Lineage: Eukaryota; Apicomplexa; Conoidasida; Eucoccidiorida; Eimeriidae
Exons: 5
Coding region: 1-723 (240 amino acids)
Source: RefSeq, a predicted model, not a curated record
AUGGUUCAAUGUUUAUGUGCAGGUGGUUAUGGGUAUAACUAUGCGAAUUACAUUCCUAGAGGAGUUUCUUCAGGGGGUAGCUGUAUAAUAUUUAAACAGACGCCAGACUGCUUUAUAAAGUCUGCAGGAAGCACAGCAUACACCGCAAUAGGAGAUAUUGAAGAAGAGCAUCUACCUCAAAAAACAAAUACUUCUACUGAAGGUGGUAAUGGAGGUGGUGGAGGGACAGCCGGAGGAGAGACAGCUGGAGGAGAGACAGGCGGAGGAGAGACAGAUAAAGAGACAGGCGGAGGAGAGACAGACCAAGAUGCAAAUAAAGAACAAGAUAAUAAACCCCCGACUGAAGAAAUAGACGAAGCAGAAGAGAUUACGCAGCCAGAGACAGAUACAAAUGAUGAGGAAACAAAACCAUCUCCACCACCAGAAGGUGCAGAAGGCAUUCAUGAAGAAGAAAAGACCGAAAGUGAUGAGGGAAAUAAAUGGCUUCUCGCCGGUGGAAUUGUUGGGGGCCUCAUAAUUCUCGCUGCUGUUGCAGCUGGUGCUGUAUAUUAUACAAAAAAACCACCAGCGCAUGCAACACAAGAAAGCCCCACACAUAUCGAAGGAGAAACAGGAGGAGGCGCUGCAGGUCGUACACCAUCAGAAGCCAACGUCAACCUUGAGGAGUCUUUCUGGAGAGGAGAAGGGGAAGGGCUGAUAGACGCAGAAUAUGAAAACAAAUAA